Messenger RNA from Rodentolepis nana, 438 nucleotides. The record is from the annotation of a GenBank genome assembly. NCBI's taxonomy places the organism in Eukaryota, Metazoa, Platyhelminthes, Cestoda, Cyclophyllidea, Hymenolepididae.
AUGACUUCGAACAAUAACUUGAAUGUGCCAUCAGAUGACGAUUUGAAAUGGUCACCGGAAUGUUUCUUUCGUGAAGAAAGACUGGCAUGGAGCAAUCCAUUAACGGAACGGGUUAUACAAUUGCUUGAAUCCCCCAAUGACACACAUCACCAUUUACAGUUGGAAGGCGAUAUCGAUCCAAUGGAAGAGAUUCCUGAAUAUGAAAUAAUUGACCAAAUCGUGAGUUAUUAUCUUAAACCGGAUGCAGUGCUGCCGCAGAAUUCUUUUGAUCUUACUGACAAUACUACAUACCUUCCGGAAAAUGUGGAACAAGCAACUGACAUUGUUAUUGGUAGCAGUAGUGAAACGGUAACUUCCUUGGAAGUUGGUCUCAUGGUCAAAAACAUGGAUGAUACCGAGAAGAAUUCUACGCUGAUUGAGGAAAGUUGGGAAAAAUAA